This is a messenger RNA of Parnassius apollo (apollo), 273 nucleotides long. NCBI's taxonomy places the organism in Eukaryota, Metazoa, Arthropoda, Insecta, Lepidoptera, Papilionidae. The record is from the annotation of a GenBank genome assembly.
AUGUCGGAAUCUCAGGCAUCAACUUCAAGAAAACGGAAAUAUCAGCGUGAUCAGAACACGCAACCUAUUCCUGUUGAAAAUUCAGAAGAUGCUGUUCGAGACCUGAUCGAAGGGAAAAAAACCGACUCAGAUAGCCAGUUUGAUGACAGUGAGGCUGACCCAAACUAUAUAUUGGAAGAAGGCGAAGAGACGGAUUCGGAGCAGUCGGAGAUAGAAACUGAGAUCAUCUCUGACAUGAGCCUACUCAAUUUUUGUUACAAUUUUGCAAAGUAA